AAUCACGGCUGGCACGGCCGUGAGAGCGUCCGACGGGAAGUGUUGUCGUUCGGAUUCGCGCCUGUUUAUAACAGAUUCGGUGCAGCGAGAGCCAGCCGUGCGGCCGACGACGAUGAGCGCCGAGGAGGAAGUGUUGCGUAUUCAGAUGAAGCUGAAAAAGAUGUCGAGCGGUGACGAGACGGGCCAGGAGCAGGCUCUGGAAUUGCUCAAGAUACUUCAGAAGCUGCCUGUCGACUUGGAGCUCUUGACUAAGACACGCAUUGGAAUGACUGUGAAUUCCUUGAGGAAAUCGAGCAGGGACGAGGAAGUUAUUUCUUUAUCUAAGACGCUUAUUAAGAACUGGAAAAAGUUCUUAUCUGGGUCAAAUAAAGAGAAAGACUCCACGUCGUCGAGUAGUUCGAAGAAGAAGGAUGAAAAACUGGACAAAGCGAAAGAGGAAAACGAUCAGAAGAAAGAGAAAGAUACGACGGACGCCGUCGAAGCAAAGGUGAAGGAUGAUAAACCCGUCAAAGAUAUUCAAAGGAAACAAUUGUCUUUCCCCGCUCCUACCACAACAGACGCGGUCAGAUUAAAGUGCAGAGAGCUGCUGGCGACGGCUUUGCGCGUCGAUGGAAAAGUCAUCGAGGGGUGUGCCAGUCCAGAAGAAUUGGCGGAAGAAUUGGAGGAGGCGAUCUACGGGGAAUUUAAGAACACCGAUAACAGAUACAAAAAUAGGGUACGCAGCAGAGUGUCUAAUUUGCGCGACAUGAAGAAUCCCACUCUAAGGACAAACUUUUUAGUGGGUGCGAUCACGCCUGCCAGAUUAGCGGUGAUGACUGCCGAAGAAAUGGCGAGCGACGAGAUCAAGCAGCUACGCGAGCAGUUCAAGAAGGAGGCCAUCAACGACGCGCAACUCGCCACCGUGCAGGGAACCAAGACCGACUUGCUCAAGUGCGGCAAAUGCAAGAAGCGCAACUGCACAUAUAAUCAAGUGCAGACGCGCUCGGCCGACGAGCCGAUGACCACUUUCGUGUUGUGUAACGAAUGCGGAAACCGAUGGAAGUUCUGCUAAGCUACUGUUUUUCUUGACCUAUGCUAUACCGUGACGAAAUGUAUCAAGCAUCAUCCGCUUAGAAUUCAAUACUUAUAAGUUAAAUUAAAGAUUGUAUACUUGUGGUUUCUUGAUUAUCGCAUUACAAGAGGAAACUUUGUUCGGCACUGUACACCGUCAUUUUUUUUAUCUUUCGAAUAUCUCUGGCUUUUUGUUCAGAAAAUCAUGUAUCUUAGUCUAAAGAUAAUUAUAUGCUGUAAAGAUUUUUUACAUCUGUUGCAUGGUCUAUGUUCUAAAGAUUACCUGAAACAAUUGCGGAAAUUUUCUUUCGAUUGAGUAACCGAAUUACACAGAUGAGCAGUGUACAUGGAUUCAUUGAGUGUAGUGACAGUCUUUGCGAAGAGUACGUUUUCACAUUAUUGUAUAUAUUAAAACCGCUCCAUUAGAUCAGAGCUUCAUGGAAAUCUGAAUGCUCCUCGGGAAAGCGUGAGAACAUCUAUAAUAAAUAAUGUAUCUUUUUAAACGGCAUUUUAAUUCAUGCGCUUUUAUUCUAACUGCGAUUGCGAUUCUGAGUUUACUUCAGCCCACUGCAAGUUUACGAUUGUGUGCAUAAUUGUGUGAUAUAAGUAGAUCAUCACACUUUGUCACUGCUGAAAUGCAGAUGUCUAUAAGAGCUAUAAAUUGUAUCUACAAGUCUGAAAUAUACAGAUACAACACUGUC
This is a messenger RNA of Vollenhovia emeryi, 1751 nucleotides long. RefSeq names its product transcription elongation factor S-II-like (gene TfIIS). Gene Ontology annotation, molecular function: zinc ion binding; nucleic acid binding. The record is from RefSeq and is a predicted model, not a curated record. Lineage: Eukaryota; Metazoa; Arthropoda; Insecta; Hymenoptera; Formicidae. Gene Ontology annotation, biological process: DNA-templated transcription; transcription elongation by RNA polymerase II. The transcript is spliced from 4 exons. Bases 113 to 1051 code for a protein of 312 amino acids. Gene Ontology annotation, cellular component: nucleus.